AUGCCUUUGCGUGCUCUCUGGUCCAUAUUGCUGCUUGUGGGGCUUUGUCGAAGCCAGAGCUGUUAUUUUCCAGACGGAAGCCUCGCCGAUGGGUAUACUCCAUGUUUCUCAGGAAGCAGCGGGUCACCAUGUUGUAAGCCCGACUCUGUCUGUCUGACAAACGGCUAUUGUAUGGGGGUGGCCUUUCCGCCAUACACGCUUUAUCGGGGGGCCUGCACCGACAUUAAAUGGUCUCCCUCAACGGCAUGUAGAGAUGUCUGUUCUGGAGCUAAUACUCGAAUGAAUGCAUGCUCUAUCGUUCUUUACAGCAACGUCGAGGGCAACGCCUGGUAUUGCGCGAACUCCAUCGUCGCCAAUUCAUCCACCAGCGUAGGCUGCGCCAACAAUCUCGACCCCUUUCAGAUACCUCUUGGCAAAAUAGUUCUCAACAAAGCUGCCCUUGCCAACACUUCCUGCUCUGCUGAACCCACUGCGACGGUAACCAUUGGGGCUGCGUCUAGUUCCAGCUGUCCGACAAACAGUGCCAGUGUCACCGAUACAAGCAUAUCCAACCGUGGAACAGGGGACUCCAGGACUGUCGCCGUUGGUGUAGGCGUUGGCGUUUCGCUUGGAGUUUUGUCUCUGGUUUCACUGAUAUGGGCCGUCUACGAGCGGAGAAAGCGACAACAGCUGAUGAAUUCGACCCCUCCGACGGUGCCGAUGAACUCAGACCCAUACACACAGAUAAUGGUUGGAAAAGGAACUCCAGUCAACAGCGAACCUCACGAGCUGUAUAACCAACCUCACGAAAUGGAGCCAUAG
Aspergillus fischeri NRRL 181 is the source of this 801-nucleotide messenger RNA. RefSeq lists its product as uncharacterized. The transcript is spliced from 2 exons. The coding region runs from base 1 to 801 and encodes 266 amino acids. Lineage: Eukaryota; Fungi; Ascomycota; Eurotiomycetes; Eurotiales; Aspergillaceae. The record is from RefSeq and is a predicted model, not a curated record.